UCCACCUCUAGUUUAACAACACUUCGAAACUGCUAAAAAGAAAUGUUUUAAUUGUUGUAUUUAUUGUAGAACUGCAAUGGUUUUUAAUAAGAUUCCGUGCGUACGCACUGCAAUAUCGUUCUUCUUUAUCGUACAUAGUGCAUAUGUAUAGACUUUAGCAUGGGCAUGGUUGAGACGGCGGCGGCGGAUCUCCUGGAAGCCAACACCUACACGUAUUUGAUUGUGUCUGCAAAUCUGACGCUGUGCUUCAUCGUCAUGUUGGGUGCCUGUCUCUGUUGCAAGAAGAGAAUACCAAAAAAUGAUAUGCUAGGGCUGGAAGGUAUGGUCAAAUUGAAGAAUCCGGACGAAGUAAUUGUUGUUACCAAUCUGGUAGGCAGUGAAUCUCAGGCCGAGCUGAAUGCUUCCACAGUCUCAAAUGCUGAUUCGGAAAAACGAUCGAGCACCGCAGCUCAUCGUAGUCUUCCUGACAUUCCCGUGGCCGAAAGCAAUGACAAUGGCUCCGAGUUGUAUGAAACUGUGGCCGAUAAGCAGCUGGUCGAUGCGCGCAAUGCCCAUAGCCAAAGUCCCCAGCCCAGUAUGAAAAAGCAGACUAGCGUAUCGCAGCACAGCUCCAUCAGCCAGGCAGACGAUGUGAGUUCACCAUAUUCAAGGGUCAAAGGACUGCCACAUGACUAUGCCAAAGUUCGUGCCACCGAGCAUCCAUAUGCCCAAUUAAAUGCACCGUCCACAUCCAAUGCCGCUCAGGGAGCAGCAGCAGCAGCUGCUGCCGCCGCCACAGCGGCUAGUUCAUCUGGCGCUGAUCGUCUUGACCAGCACAUUGAAGGUACCAGGGAACAUCAGAAUGAUGUAGCCCAACCUCAGUCUGAAAUUCCAGCAGCAUCUGCAAUCGCUGGCAUGAUAUCGGCCAGCCAGGACCUACCAUAUAUGACACCACCAAUUGCUAAUCAGCAUUUUAGUGGUGACUCGCAGGAUUCGUCAAAGGGCUAUACCAGCAUCAGUGUGCGGGAGCCUUUGGCCAAUAUAUUGGCGCAACAGCCACCCGGUAAACCGCCAACCAGAAAUCCGACAUUAUCACGUGAUGUAAACGAUUCACAUUACGCCACCGUCUCCGACGAUUCGGAUGAAACAUAUGCAGCUAUUGAGGAUCCCAAUAAUCGUCAUUUACCAAAUGCCACCGAUAUUUAUACAAGCGGAUCAGAAACCUACGCACAAAUUCAACCCAUGCAGGCGAAUCCUAUUGUGGUCGCCGUCGAGAUAAACAACAGCAGCAGUCUGCCGUCCACGAGUCCUGUUGCAGCUAGUAGUGGACCCAUUGGGUCAACUCACAGGCCAAGCAGUAGCAGUACGGAUCACCCUUUACCCGUUCCUCCACCGGUGGAUAGUCUUCGAGCCCAAAUGCAUUCUCGGCAGGCAUCCUCCUCGUCUAAUAAUAGCUCCUCCGUUUGUAAUUUGGGCUCACCGAAACCGGAAAAGCGCCAGGCAAAUUCACCACUACCACCGACGCCCAAAUCCAGUAUUGUCCAACCACACCAUCUGCAUGCCACUACCAGUAGCAGCAGUAAUCUCACGUCCGGUCGAAACUCUGUUAUAUCCGUGAUUGAAGCGGGAGGUGAUGGUAUCGAGUUAGAGUCAGCUGAAUCAUCGCCACAACGCAAGCACAGUAAGAGCUUGAGUCCAUCAAAAGAAAGCGAUGGCAACAGAAAUAUCGAAGGCAUGUAUGCCAAGGUCAUGAAGAAGCACAAAUUCUCGCGCAAUUCGCCCUCUUCUCCAAAUAACUCGCCAAUUUUGAUUCGCAAACAGCAGCAGCAGCAACCACAUCAAGAUAUAUUGGGUGUCAGUCCAUUGGAUGGAACUGCAGACACACAAAAGAGUCGCGUGCGCAGCAAUAGUUACUCCGCAAAAGAUCAUGGCUAUGAAACCAUUCCAGCAGAUGGUCAUAAUCAUGUGAUUCACGAAAAUCGCAAAUCGGAUUGUUAUGCGGCCAAUAUGUUGCAAAAAGAACGUCAGCAGGAAGCAGCAGCAGCCACAACAAUAAUCACAGCAACUACAACAGCAACAUCAACAGCUGUCACUGCGAUUAACAAGCACUACGAGACUAUUAGCCAGCCACCGCCGCCGCCGCCACCUCUUCCAGUUAGCAGCAGUAAUGAUCCAGGUUAUGAGCAACUGCAGCCCCAUUCCGUUGUCAACGAAAAUGAUACAAAAAAGUUCGAUUAUGAUCCUAAUUACGAAGAGCUUAAGAGUCGUGCCCACUCGGAUGAUGGUUAUGCCAAGGUGUUGGAAAAAAAGCGUCCUCCGGGAGAUACCAGUGGUUAUAGUACCAUACCAGAGGCGGAUGCUAAUCACAAUUAUGCCAGCAUUCUAGAAACGAAAGCCAAUGCAGCAAUGGACAUAGAUCACUAUGCAAGGAUAUCGGAAAAGGCGAUCUCUAACUCUAGCACUAGUGGAAGUCAUUUGGCUUUAACUUCGCCCACCUCGCUGACAUCGUCGUCGCUUACCACUAGCAAUACGACACCCAUUUCAUCGCAAUAUGAAUCGCUAACGGGUACAGGCAGUGAAACGGAUCCCAACUAUGAAUCCGUUUGCUAUCUUAAUACAACAAGAACAACCACCACAACAACUGUCACAAGUACAAGUAGUAAUGACACUUUAGAGCAUCCAUAUGAGCGCCUGCAAACAGAUCUAGAAUCGGAAACUCAGGCAAGCAGUCCAUUAAGUGCAGCCACCACUUCGACACCAAGUGAACAGCUAUUGGUAGAUGACUACUUUCAGGUGUAAUGAGCUGGAUCUCUUUUUUUUCUCUCUCUAUAUAUCUGUUUUCCCCUUAUUUCCCUCAAGUCCCAAACUUUACACCUUUGCCCAACGCGCUCUCAUCAGUUUUUGCUUAGCAAUAUUUCAUGCACAUAUCAUUAUUCAUUGGAUGCACACACACACACAUACACACACACAGAGCUCGCUCAGCGGCAGUUUUAGAUAAUUAUGAGUUCAUAGACCUAUAUCUUCAUAAAUAUAUAAGCUUACAGAUUUAAGUAAACAAGUAUCCACACUAUGGAUUUUGCUUCCAUAUCGGUUAGCUUUUAGCAUUAAGUUCAACAUUGUGUACAAACUAUUUGUAUGUUCAAUUUGAUAAUUACAUUCAGGCGAGAAUUGUAAAUCUUAGCUCUAUAUCUAUAUACAUAGUUGUAUGUAUACCAUAUGAUUGCGUGGGGGUGUUUAAAAUAGUUUUCUAACUUGACAACAACUUCUCGUGCUUUCGUUAAGAUUAACAACAUUCAAUUAAGACAUUAAAAUGAAAAAAAAAAACUAAUCUGUACAUCCAUAAGAGAAAAUGAAUAGCCAAAGCAACUUAAACUUCCAGUAAUUACAAAAAUACAUAUAUAUAAACAUUAACUUCCAAUUGUUAUUAAGCACCCCUCGUAGAAUCAUAUGAUCUAAAUACCAGUGCAUUCGUUGCGUCCUAAUUUAGGUAAAUUGAAUUCAAACUGAACAAAGCGCUCCACUUGAGACGCAAAACAUUUGUUUAAAUUGAUAAGCCAGAAACGUUCCGAUGUGUCGGGUUAUUUUAGGCAUUGAUAUUUAAAAAACAAAAAAAAAAUAAAAAACAAAAAAGGAGCGGAUAAUAGAGUAUAUAGAGAUUACGUAUAGGUAUAUAUUUUUGUAUGUUUUGGCGUUUUUGCUGCUUUUUACUUUAUUGAUGAUACAUACCUAAGUUAUGAUAUCCGAGAAGAUAAUCCAAGUAUAAUCCGUGUAAUUGCUAAAUGUUAAAACACUUUUCAAGUAUUCCCAAGCAUCGAGAAACUAAACUUAAUGGUUGAAUAAAUUAUUGAUGACUCAAAAAGCCGUUGCAUUUGAA
Drosophila willistoni is the source of this 3853-nucleotide messenger RNA. Its product is annotated as flocculation protein FLO11. The transcript has 8 exons. The record is from RefSeq and is a predicted model, not a curated record. NCBI's taxonomy places the organism in Eukaryota, Metazoa, Arthropoda, Insecta, Diptera, Drosophilidae. The coding region runs from base 160 to 2778 and encodes 872 amino acids.